Molecule: messenger RNA, 324 nt
Organism: Anopheles maculipalpis
Lineage: Eukaryota; Metazoa; Arthropoda; Insecta; Diptera; Culicidae
Product: shematrin-like protein 3
Exons: 2
Coding region: 1-324 (107 amino acids)
Source: RefSeq, a predicted model, not a curated record
AUGAAGGUCUUCAUCGCAACAAUCGCUCUGGUUCUGGUGGCCAUCGCCGAGGCCUCCUAUCUGCCAUACGGUGGUGGAGUGGUCAGCAGCUACUCUUCGGUUGCCUAUCCAUCCUACGGACUGUACGGCAAGUCGGUUGGUGUUCCGGUUGUCAGCAAGUAUGCCUAUCCCGCGGUGUACAACAGCUACCCACUGUUUAACAAAGUGGUGUCAUACUCCGCCCCGGCAAAGGUUGUGAGCUAUGGCGGUUAUGGUUAUGGUGGUUACGGUGCCGGCUACGGUUUCGGUUAUGGUAAAGUUCUACCAUCGAAGUACUACUACUAA